UACUUCAGCUUAAGACAGUUUAGACAUACUAUGGUUUAGCAGAGUAAACUGCUAGCUCAGCGAGUAAACAAACAGUCCAUUUUGUUUUCUGUUAUUUUAGAUUUCUAUGGUGAAACUGUCAAAUGCCAUUCUUCCAACUUCCCGCCAAACAAAACAUCAAGAGGCAAAACAUUCCAUCAAGCCACACCACACAACCCAAACUGCCAAACAUAUCUUAACUUAAACACUCUCUGCCCCAGGCCUGAGCUACGGUCUGAUGGCACGUAAACACAUUGCUUCCGCUCUUCAAAAUAAAGGAUACGAAGUGGCCUACUAAAUGUAAAGAAACAAAGUUACAAACUUGUAAAAUUUUAAAGGAGCUGAUCUACAUGGAAGAGUAAUUAUAGAAUUUAGGAUUAUCAUGAGAUAUCUGUUUAUAUCAACAACGAUUCUAUUUUAUUUAAUAAUACUUGCUGAUGCGCAAGACUUAAAACCGAAUGUCAGUGUCUUAGCUACUUACUUUUCAUCGUUGAUGAAGGAUACUUUAGGUGUUGAAAUACUUCAGAAAAAAAUUAACAACCUCCAGUUUGAGCGACAAAGGAGAAAUGGUACUGAGUUUUUAAACCAGGUUUCAACAAUAUUAUCAUCAACCAUUUUGGAACGUGUAACUGCACUGCAGAAUUUGCAAGCAGAAGUUUUAUCUUCCUUUCAAGGUCAAGAGCAAAGUUGGACACCUUGUUGCAAGUAUGACAUGGAACAGUUGAGAAUUAAUGUCAACUAUAAGACAAAAGUUGAUACAGAUAAUAUGUGUGAAAUUAUUUCCCCAACUUCCCCACCUUUCAUUCAAUCACUUUCAUCUGAUGUUUUAUCUGCAAUGAAAUUAAACCAUCAACAAGUUCCAGAUAUAAAAUGGCAAUACGUUGCAAACGAGCAGGGUGUUAUGACUGUGUACCCGUCGCAUAAAAUCCCAAAUUGCACUUCCAUUGAUCCUCGUUUCAGACCAUGGUACACAGAAACAGCAUGGCCGAAGCCGAAACGUUUUCUUAUUUUAUUGGAUUCUUCUCGUUCAAUGGAAAACACAUUUAACAGCAAACCAAUGAUAGAUAUUGCAAGAGAACUGAUUGAUAUUCUGCUUGAAACACUCCGACCAAAUGACAAGAUAAGUGCAAUAGGUUUUCGUCAUGAAGCUCUUCGCUCACAAGGUUGUUUUCGAAACCAACUAGCAUUCGCUUCUGAAACAAAUAAAGAAAAAUUAAGAAGUUUUCUGCGAAAUAUUACUCCGAUGGGUGAGUCUUCAUAUACUGUCGCGUUUCAAAGUGCAUUUCAGCUUCUUGAACAAGAUUAUAUUAAAUACAAGAACAAGUCUGAUACAGAAAAGUAUGUUAUUUUGCUCAUCAGUGAUGGACAACCUAAGGAAGCUUAUGGUCGAAUGCAAGAUGUUUAUUCAAUUAUUGAGCAACAAAACUUGAAAAUAAAUAAUUCUGUAUCAAUAUUUUCUUAUGCAAUUGGUCGAAACGCUGAUGUUGGGAUAUUGAAGAAUUUAUCGCAAGUUUCAAAUCAUGCUCCAUCACAAAAAGGUCAUGUAUUUGCUAUCAAUGAAGUUAGUGAUGUGCGGGAAACUAUCAGCACGUUGAAUCAUGCUUCUAACAAUUUAUCUUACAACGACGAACCUAUAUUUUCAUCACCUUAUAUUGAUGUUGGGGGGCUAGGUUUAAUCUUUACUGUCGCUUUGCCAAUCCAUAAACCAGAUGGUGAUGGUUUAUAUGGUGUGGUGGCAAUUGAUCUGGCGAUUCAGGAUGUAUUUAAGGAAGUAAUGUAUUUCAAUAAUGAUGAUGGAUCUUACAUUUUUAUUAUAGAUAACAACGGACGUGUGGUUUAUCAUCCAUUCUUACCAAACCCAACACAAUUAUCCAAUUCCAUUAAUUUCUUUGAUAUUAACCAAUUGGAAAGAAGUGCUCUAGUUGUUGAAGUUGUAGAGUCAAUGAAACGCGGAGGUUCUGGAAAUAAAUCAACUGUUUUAAAUCAAGUGUUACCUGUGGGUAAUGCUGUGCACACAACACAGGUAAAUGUAGAUCUGUUUUGGAAGCCAAUCACUGGGACAAAGUUUUCAAUUUGCUUGGUUAACGUACAAGAUAGCCAGAUUAUUCUGUUACAACCUGAGAAGAUCUCACCAUGGUUGAACAAUCAUACCACAUUUCAAUACCACCGACUCGAUCUAUCCAGUGCUAAUGGUGAAGAAGUUUGUCAACGAUUUUAUAAGACGGCACUUGUAUCAAAAACUUCUGUUCUUUUCGCGCCUCGGUCAUUCAGCUCUCCCUUUAAAUAUGAAUCACAAGAAGAAACAUCUGCAUUGGUACAAACAUACACAACAUUCUUUGAUGAAUUACUAAGCACUACAUCAAGUUUGCAAUGUGAUGAAGUUUUAACAAAACACCAAGACAUAGUCGAACUGUUUGCUCCGGGAGUUAUAGCUGAUGUUAUGUGGUCUUCAUUUGUCGACGAAUUAUGGUUGCAAUCAGGUGAAAACCACGUCUCCGCUAGAUUUGUUGGGACAUCGAAUGGAGUUGAUAGAAUAUAUCCAGGAACACGAUUACCAAAGAAUAUUGAUGUUACUACUAGAAUUUGGUACGAAUUAGCAGUUGCGCAUCCAAAACUUUGUGUGUUUUCUCCUCCUUACCGGGAUGCAGCUGGUCCCGGGAAUGUUAUAACAAUAAGUCAUGCAAUUGUAGCAAAGUCAUCCAAAACAAAUAAAGAAAACGUUAUUGGAGUGGUUGGUAUUGACUUUUCAUUAAAUCAUCUGUACACCAUACUUACAACAUUAUAUCCCAAUUGCAAAGAAGAUGCAACGAUUGAUUCUUGGUAUUGUAUAUUAGUUGAUCAAAGAGGUAACAUCGUCCUACAUAAAGAUUAUGUGAACGAUCAUGAAGAUAAUAUACAAGUAAAGCACAUUGCAAGUGAUAAGGAACUUGUUACACUGCUUAGAGAUGCCAACUUUAUAAAUCGAAUGAGAUGUCUUGAUUUAAACAAAAGCAUUUACCGAAUAUGGUACACACUACACUCCAACUCAAGUCUCGACAACACCAGCCCCAUAAAUGGUGGCGAAUGUGCAAAAUAUUUCAUGGAAGCAGUCCCCAACACCAAUAUGUUCCUUGUUGUUCGGCCAAAUAAAGAUUGGUGCUUCAAUCAAGGUUGCAAUUCACCAGAAACGUUGUGUAGCAACAAUAGUGGUGCUUUCUUUGGUCAUACAUGGCAGUGUCCAUGCAGCUACCCAGUCGGGGUGGAUGAUUGCGCCAAUACAUUACUGGUUGAUUCCAAUGUUCCUACCUGUCCUCCUGAUAGAGCACAAGUAAUACCAUUUACUGAAUGUAUUAAUGAGAAAAUACCGAAAUGUGUUUCCACCAAUUGCCACUUAUCGAAAAAUGCAUCCAAUUGUACUGGAAAAGUCGGUUGCACUUGGUGUUAUCAAAGCAGUGAUGCAUCAUCCUCACUUGCCAGUCCCUACUGCUCGGAAACUGAAGAUUGUUAUAAGGGGGUUGAAAUGGCACGGUUGCCGGGUUAUGAAACGAAGGAGAUAUGUCAAGAUGCAACAGCUAGUUGGCAGCGAACUCAAACUAUCCUUGCAUGCGUAGGAGGAUGCUUGUUGCUGGUUAUAUCAUUUAUUAUUAUUUUGCGCUGUUUAAAAUCAAGGAGACAAACUGUGAAACAAAAUGUCGAUCAUGGUUCAGUUUAUGAUCAAGUGUCUCCAUCUGCAACUCCCAUCGCAGAAAAUGUAGAACAGACGAACAAAGUCGCGCCCCGGGCACCACAAGUGAUAAUAUCAGUGGUGGAUUCUGAUGGAUCCGAAAUUCUACGGAAACCAGUUCAACUUAUUCAAGGUGGAGUUACUUAUGGAGCACAACAAAAAGCAGCUAAUCCUGAAGUAAUGAAGAAUAAAAACAAUCCUGAAGAAAGCAAAAACAAGAGAGUGGAUACUGUAUCAGAUGAUACCUCCAUUGAAACUGAAAACACACGCAACAGUGUUGCAAGUAACGAUGUAGAACACAUAGACAGUCCAGGAAAAAGGAAGAGAUUAUCCAGAGCAGAUGCCCGUUCAAGGGAAAACCUUUCUAAUCUAGAGGGAGUGGAAGAGAAGUUUCCUUUUGAUACAAAGCCAUACAUUCCUAUGAAACAAAUAACCAAUGAACUGAGUAACAGCCAGUCUUCACCAACCCUAAUUAACAAUAAGUCUUACUGUUCUGAUUUGUAACAAUUGCCUGCAUAAGAUUUAAAUGCAGCAGCCCCAGCACUUGGCUGAUGUGUAUCGGGUAUCCCAGGCAUUCAGAUGACUCCACACAUGGAAUGAAACUUUAUCCUUGUGUGGUCGUAAAACACAGAUGUUUUGGUUUUCUGUAUGGCUAUUGGCUUUUAUACAACCAAGUAGUGACCACUGAGUUGGAGUAA
This is a messenger RNA of Ciona intestinalis (vase tunicate), 4419 nucleotides long. The record is from RefSeq and is a predicted model, not a curated record. Lineage: Eukaryota; Metazoa; Chordata; Ascidiacea; Phlebobranchia; Cionidae.